AAUGUUCACUUUUUUUGGAAUAAGACUCAAUUCUUUCUCCUUUCAAGAAUUUUACUCCUCUUUACCAGAUAGCCUAAAAGAGUUACUAAAGAGAGAACAACACACUCAAGAAGCACUAACAAUUUUAUUCAAUGAAAUAGAUGAAAAGAGAGAGAUUAGCCUUUCAGGCUACAUCAGAUUGAAAUCUGAAAUUACUUCAAGCUUGAUAAAUAAGGAUAAAAUAAUUCAAGCCGUAGAGGUCCAUCCCGAAAUUGAAGAUGUUCCGUUCGAAAAGCCAGUUUUUAUUAUAACUCUACCAAGGACUGGCAGCACUUUUCUACAUCUUCUUAUGAGUAAAGAUAAAAGGUGGAAAGCUCCUGCUCUAUGGGAAAUGAUUUCGUCUAUUCCUUUUCCUGAAGAACCGACAACAGAAACUAAUGAAAAAACAAUUUUAAACUUUGACAAAUCUUUAAAAUUCCGAAGAUACUUGGUAGGCUCUAAAGAAAUAAUGGCUGCCCAUGGUACAACAAUGAAGGAUCCAGAGGAAUUGGCAAAUCUUUUAAAAGCUGAAGGAAUAUUCGUUCUGAUUCCAAAAAUGCUAAACCUACCAAAAUAUUCCAAGUUUAUUGAGAAAAUCAAAUUCGAUGAUCAUAUAAAAAUUUACAAAAGUAUUAAAAGGUCUCUUCAGGCAAUAGCAUUUCAACAGAAUAUGAAAAAUAGAAGAUUUCUCUUAAUGCACCAUUUAAAUUCGAAUGUAAAUUUGAAAGCCCUAUUCACAGUCUUUAAAGAUGCUCAAUUUAUAACAAUUCACCGAAACGUAGAACAAGUCAUCUCAUCUAUAACAAAUUUGACAAUAUACGAUUCAAAAUUAUUUCAAAGUCCACUCUCGAGAAACGUUAAAUUUAUUAGCGACUUUUUAACAGAAAAAUACUUGAAAGAGGUAAGAAAAUAUGAUUUGAGGAGAUCUAUAGAAGAAAUAAAAAAUUGCUCAUUCCAAAGAGCUAUUGAUAUUAACUUUAAAGAUUUAGUACAAAAUCCAUUGGAAAUCUUGAGAGAAAUUUACAAACAAGUAAACAUGGAAUAUAACGAUGAAUGCGAUGAAAUAUUUACGAAAUAUCUUGCAGAUUCACAUAAAAAUAAGACAUCUUACAAGCAUAUUAAUGAUUUCUUACUAGAUGGCGAAAGAAUCCGUAGAGAAUGUCAGAGCUAUUCAAAGAAAUAUAAAAUUUAUUAA
Molecule: messenger RNA, 1213 nt
Organism: Dimorphilus gyrociliatus
Lineage: Eukaryota; Metazoa; Annelida; Polychaeta; Dinophilidae
Source: the annotation of a GenBank genome assembly